AUGGCUUGGCUGAUCUCCACAGAACCGCAAUUGGUGAUUGGAGAAAUCAGGUCAAACUGCGAAAAAACAUUUGAUCUCGAAGUCAUAGAGCUCGGAGCUGGAUGUGGUCUUGCCGGCCUUACGGCUGCUCGAAUCCUUGACAGGCGCGAGAGCUUGCGGUGCCGUGUCAUUCUUACUGACCUGGAGGAGGUCAUAUCUACCAGCCUGGCACCCAAUGUCGACAGAACCAAACAAGCGCUGUCGAAAGACACCGCUAUUGAAAUCGAAACCAUACCUUACACUUGGGGAACUUCUAUACCAUUCCCAGCAGUCGAUUCAAAAAAAUCGCUCAUCUUGGCUAAUGAUGUGCUUUAUAAUCCUGAGAACCAGGCUGUCUUCCUCGAGACUAUCCUUCGACUCUUUGGGACACGUCAAAAUGUCUCCACUCUUCUCGCCUAUCGACCCAGAACAGAAGGUGAUCAUCUAUUCUUUCAAACUGCUCAACGUGCUGGACUAGUUGUGGAACGCAUCGCGCGUGUCGGCGCAGUAGUAGUUUUCAAGAUUUCUCCCACAUUGUCCAAUACUGAUCGAUAA
This is a messenger RNA of Melampsora larici-populina 98AG31, 573 nucleotides long. RefSeq lists its product as uncharacterized. NCBI's taxonomy places the organism in Eukaryota, Fungi, Basidiomycota, Pucciniomycetes, Pucciniales, Melampsoraceae. The record is from RefSeq and is a predicted model, not a curated record. The transcript has a single exon. Bases 1 to 573 code for a protein of 190 amino acids.